Microplitis mediator is the source of this 3937-nucleotide messenger RNA. RefSeq names its product runt-related transcription factor 1-like. The coding region runs from base 485 to 2005 and encodes 506 amino acids. Gene Ontology annotation, cellular component: nucleus. Lineage: Eukaryota; Metazoa; Arthropoda; Insecta; Hymenoptera; Braconidae. Gene Ontology annotation, molecular function: ATP binding; RNA polymerase II cis-regulatory region sequence-specific DNA binding; DNA-binding transcription factor activity, RNA polymerase II-specific. The transcript has 7 exons. The record is from RefSeq and is a predicted model, not a curated record. Gene Ontology annotation, biological process: regulation of DNA-templated transcription.
AGUGCGUCAACGGCUGUUGCCUCACACGUACCGCCCCGACUAUAAUUGUUAGUGGCCCUCAAGGCAUUCCGCGGUACGCUCGCUCUCGGACUAUCAGGAUCCUCCUGAUCUUUAUCGUCUUACAACCGAGUCAACGUUUUUAUCAACUGGACCCACUGUGACUGAGAUCUAGAUUCGCCAUAGUGAUCUGUGUUACUGUGAUGUGAACUGUUCUUGCUAAUUAGUUACCAUGGUUUUGGUUUUUUUGAGUGAGUGAUUCAAUUCUCCGAUCAAAUGCAAAUGAUGUAUUUUGAGAUAAAGCUAAAAAUCCUUGACAUUCGUCACAAGAUCAAGAACAAACUCCUGCGUUGAAUUUGCGAAGGAUCGAAAUUAGGCCGCUGAUAAGUGAAGAGUCGCAAGAACUUAAGCCGUCGGGUCUGGUUUAGAAAGAUGUCGUGGUUCAUUUGGAGAAAGAUGCCGCUCUAACCCGAUGUCCUGAUUGCCUAUGGAUAUAUUCGGCCGUUGUAACGGUCCAGGAAGUGCUGGCACCACAUUGACUGGAGCUGGUAGUGGAGUUGGAACCUCUAUCAGAACUGGGACUGUGGUUCCUGCGAUAGCAACAGCGACAGCAACGGUAGCUGAUUCAUCAGCUAGUGUCAGUGCCAGUGAAUCUGCACAAGGUCCUGGAAGUACCAACAGGAUGCAACUGACCGGGGCAUCGGCUCCUGGAACUGCGGCUUCUCCGGAAUCCGGGGUAUCGCCGCUUGCUGAUGCCUACUCCAAAAUGACGACUGACAUUCUUACGGAACGUACGUUGGGUGACUUUGUCAGCGAGCAUCCUGGUGAACUUGUCAAGACAGGCUCUCCACAUUUAGUUUGCACGGUUCUGCCGGCUCAUUGGCGUUCCAAUAAGACACUUCCGGUGGCAUUUAAAGUUGUGGCAUUAGGAGAAGUUGGUGAUGGCACGCUGGUGACAGUACGGGCGGGCAAUGAUGAAAAUUGUUGCGCGGAGCUCAGGAACUCAACAGCUCUGAUGAAAAACCAAGUGGCCAAGUUCAAUGAUUUGAGGUUCGUCGGCCGUAGCGGAAGGGGGAAAAGUUUUACGCUGACGAUAACCGUAUCGACGUCGCCGCCGCAGGUUGCGACCUACACGAAAGCAAUAAAGGUGACGGUUGAUGGUCCACGUGAGCCCAGAUCCAAGACCAGUGAGUAUCACUUGCUGUCAUUUUUAGGGCAUCAACAGCAAUUUCAUGCAUUUGCAUUUGCAUCACAAAGAGGAACGCCAUUUUUUGCAUCACCGCUGGUUGAUUCACUUCAACCGCUACCGAAUCCACUUCAACCACUACCAAAUCCACUGCAGCCACGUGAUCCACUGUCAUCGUUUCGACAUGCAAUGCCCGGCAAUUGUCAAAACAUGUCGCAAUUCGGAUUGACAACUGGCAACUCAUGGGGCUACGGAAGUACCGCUGGCUAUGCUGGAUACUUACCAGGACCGUUGUCAUCUUGUGCUGCCCAAGCACCUUUUCCGCCACCUCCACCACCGCCUCCAGCCCCGACCACUGCACUGACGACAUUUUCGGGCGCCAGUAUGAGCACUCCGACGGCGCCCGAUUCAACCGCUGGGUCUACUGUUGCUACUAAUAGCUCACGGACACCUCAACAAGAUGCUUUCUCAUCUGUUUCAUCACUUGUUCCAGACACGACGACACCUGGACAAGCAGAUCCCCUUGAUCCUUUGAGCACUCUGAUGUCAGGAUCAACCCAACGUUACCAAGACUACGUCUCCCCACGUUCAUUGUCCACGGACUCCAAUACCACUGACAGUCCAGUCCACGAAGAAGGCUUCGGACAAAAUUAUGGCAAUUACUUUCCGACCCCAGGCGUUUUGCCAAGCAUACUCUACUCACAAAUUUAUGGUAAUCAAUUUCAGAACAAUGACAAUUCCGAACAAACGUCCGUUGCAGAAAGCUGCAAUGUCAGGCAAGAAGAGGUUAGGCCUGAUAAUAAUGUAUGGAGACCUUAUUAAUUGAACUUUAUUAGUAAAAAAAAAUAAUAUAAAUAAUUAAUUGUAAGUAACAAGUGAUUCUAUUGGUUAUUGGUGCUUGUGGAAUAUAAAUUUUAGAAUUAUUUUUUUGUGACUAUUGUCCUCUAAUUAACUCAUUAAGACUAUCGGCGAUUAAAUCUUGGGCAUUACCUUUUUAUUAAUCGAUCUAGUAGGCAUCAAAAAUCACCCACCUAAAAGGCUUUUUAAAUUAAAUUGUAAAUUUUUAAAGUUACCCAGAAAAAAGUCAGACAUGAUCAUUUAUCAAAAUUAGCCUAUGUGAUCAUAUGUAGUUUGGUGACGGAAAAAAUUUAUACUUCAUCAUAUAUGUCCAUAUAUGGACAUAUAUAACUCAGAUAUGGACAUGUAUGGUUUGCAUAGCAGCAGGUUUUCGGUUUAUAUAAUUAUAUAAUAUUUGUGAAAUCAUAUAUAAGUUCAGAUAUGGUCAUAUAUGAUUUAUGCAUAUUCGUAUUCGAACAUAUAUGAUCACAUAUGAUUCAUACACGAUCAUAUAUGAUCACAUAUGAUUAAUGCAAGUACAUAUACGAUCAUAUAUCAUCAUAUAUGAUUCAUACACGAUCAUAUACGAUCACAUAUGAAUAAUGCAUAUUCAUAUACGAUCAUAUAUCAUCAUAUAUGAUUCAUACACGUUCAUAUACGAUCAUAUAUGAUCACAUAUGAUUAAUGCAUGUUCAUGUACGAUCAUAUAUGAUCACAUAUGAUUAAUGCAUGUUCAUAUACGAUCAUAUAUCAUCAUAUAUGAUUCAUACACGUUCAUAUACGAUCAUAUAUGAUCACAUAUGAUUAAUGCAUGUUCAUAUACGAUCAUAUAUCAUCAUAUAUGAUUCAUACACGUUCAUAUACGAUCAUAUAUGAUCACAUAUGAUUAAUGCAUGUUCAUGUACGAUCAUAUAUGAUCACAUAUGAUUAAUGCAUGUUCAUAUACGAUCAUAUAUAAUCACAUAUGAUUCAUGCAUGUUCAUAUACAAUCAUAUAUCAUCAUAUAUGAUUCAUACACGUUCAUAUACGAUCAUAUAUGAUCACAUAUGAUUAAUGCAUGUUCAUGUACGAUCAUAUAUGAUCACAUAUGAUUAAUGCAUGUUCAUAUACGAUCACAUAUCAUCAUAUAUGAUUCAUACACGUUCAUAUACGAUCAUAUAUGACUAUAUCCGGUCAUAUAUGAUCACAUAGAUCAUAUAUGACUAUAUAUGAUCAUAUAUGACUAUAUAUGAUUGUUUGUGAUUAUGUAUGAUUUAUUUCUGGGUAUAUAGACAAAAUAAAAUUUUUUAGUGAUUAUUUUAAUAAAUUGAUUGUGUUGUACUAAAUUAUCAACGAAUAAAUUAGCAAAAAAUUUCAAAAAUUGUGAAUGGAUGCUAAUGUAUAAUGUGAUUAUAUAUGAGAGAAAAAAAUUAAAACCAUGAGAGUGAGACUGAUGUAUUGUAAAUAAAUUGUACAUAUAGUAAGUCCUUAUUAGUUGAGGAUACAUUAUUUAUGUUUCAUAGUAUAUUUUUGUGUUUAUUAAAUGAAAAAUAAAAUAAUAAAGUGAAUUAUUUGGGGCAUGUGCAAUAAACUGUCUUUAAAGAAAAAUACUAAAUUAAUUUAAAAAAUAAACGGCGCUAUUGCAUGGCGAAUUAUUUAUGCAAACCUUUAAAAAUAACUGAUGAAAACUCUCACUCUCAACAUAAAAAUUUCAAGUAAAAGUAUUUAAUUACUUUAUAAAUAUAUUCGAUGAUAACCAGCUUCUGAGUCUACCGAAGUGGAUAUCGCUAAAAUUACGUAAUUUAAAAAUUUAAAAUUAAACAUAUUAUUAAAUCCAGGCAACUUAAUACCACUUAUUUCCCAUAAUACAUAUCCGAAUGUAGUUUUUGACCGAGUCGAAUUACAAACAAUUGUAUUUCAAAAACAAAAAAAAAUGAA